AUGGUGAUGUCCGUCUCGAGCUCUGUAGCGACUAAUGGUGUGACAAAGCGAGAGCGCCUUGAUUACCUGAUUGAACGUGGGGAUCUUCUUGCCAAUUGCCAGCAAGAACGGCAAUUGCUUGUUGUCUGUAGACCACGUACGAGCUUGUCCCGUGACACGUCUCCAUCGUCUGUUUGUACGACGCGAUGCUCGUCUUGGACGCUGGAAGAAGACAAGAAACUCGAGGAAUUAGUGCAACAAUUAGGAGAUAAGAGCUGGAGUACAAUUGCAUUGGAAUUCUCGAUACGAGAUCGAAAACAAUGUCGGGAGAGGUUUGUGAAUCACUUGGCACCGUCGCGUACGUCCGUGUCCAGUACGUGGAGCUCUAAAGAUGACGAGAAAUUGCUGCAACUGCAGAGCCAAUUGAAGUCUCGAUGGUCGGAAAUAGCUCGAGCAUUUCAUGGGAAAAGUGCUGAGAAUGUUAAGAAUCGUUGUCUCUUGAUGGCUAGACGAGCAGCUGAAAAGAGACCGAGGAGAAGAAGACCACCCGAACGAUGGACUGUUGCCGAAAAGGAAAAGCUACGGGCAUUGGUGGAGAAGCAUGGAGCAAAAAACUGGUUGUUUCUUGCAUCCCAGCUGCCUGGACGGACAGACUUGCAGUGUUUGCAACAAUGGUAUCGAGUGCUGAAGAACAAGGGGGUCAAAGGAAGAGGAACGUGGACAAAGAUGGCAGACCAAGUGUUGAUGGAAAAGGUCGCAGAGAUUGGGAAAAAGUGGACACAGAUUGCAACGUUUUUGCCAGGUCGAGUUGGAAAUCAAUGCCGUGAGCGGUUUGUCAAUCACUUGGACCCGUCAAUUAACACGGCGCCAUGGACAGAAGCUGAAGAUGCACUUUUGACAAAAGCCGUCAAGAAACAUGCGACGCAGUGGAGUGUAAUUGCCAAGGAAUUACCGGGAAGAUGUAGUAAUUCUAUCAAGAAUCAUUACUACUCACGAGAACGACGUCGUAUGCUAACUUCGGCAUUUAGUAGUGUACAGAGUCUAAAAUAA
Molecule: messenger RNA, 1029 nt
Organism: Peronospora farinosa
Lineage: Eukaryota; Oomycota; Peronosporomycetes; Peronosporales; Peronosporaceae
Source: the annotation of a GenBank genome assembly